Molecule: messenger RNA, 2276 nt
Organism: Spodoptera exigua (beet armyworm)
Lineage: Eukaryota; Metazoa; Arthropoda; Insecta; Lepidoptera; Noctuidae
Source: the annotation of a GenBank genome assembly
GUUAAAAAUGAUAGUAAUGAUGUGAUCAAAAACACAAAAGCCCUGAAAUCUAGUGUAAUACCUAUUUUAUAGUAAUUAACAUUUUUACAGCUGGACUUGGUAAUGCCGAACAAAUUUGACAUUGACGUUUGACGUAUAACGUCAAUGACGUCUGAAACGAUUAAAACACUCCAAUCUUAUCAAAACAUCGUUUCCCGCAUUUAUUUUAGAACUAUUCACAUAAUUUUUGGUGGAAAAUCUUUACUGAAGUUUACUAGCACUGUACAUUUAAUAAAAUAACUGCAGUUGUUAUGAAAAUGGGAGAUUCCGAUGAAUGGAAAAACUAUGUUAACGACCCAAGAAUGGUCUGUAAAUACAGUAGUAAAUGUUAUCAGAAAAAUCCGGAACAUCAUAAAAGAUUCAAACAUCCGCCGUUAAAGAUUGGUAAAGCAAUUAACCGUGCUAAGGGCCGUUUAUCACCGUACGCCAGACCGUCUCCUCGUGGAUCACCGGCUCGGCAAGAGAGACAUUUGUCACCGAGCGGCAACAGUGAGGAGACAAUGACUAAGAGUGACGAUGUCACCGUAGAUAGCAAACCUGAACAAGUAGAUAAACCAGAACCCGAAGAUCAGACAGUUAUAGAACUUCCUGAAAAAAUAGCAUUUUAUGACAAAAGUACUGAUAACAGUCUUCUAAAAGAACUAUUUUUAGUAGAAAUGCCUGAUGACUUCUUCAAAUUUUUCGAAUGUAUCAGUGAGUGUGGUAAAACAUUUGAAGAAACAUUGUCAAGUGUGAAUCUGAUGGCAAUUGGUCCAUUUGAAUUAUUGAUGGGGAAGUUACCAAACUUAGAUAAUAAAGAACUUUAUUUAGUUCAUUGGAGAUUCUUCUAUGACCCUCCAGAAUUCCAGGCAGUCCUGAAGAAGAAAAAAGAUAGUCAGUAUCAUAUUGGAUAUUUCCGUGAUGAUCCCAAAGAGACACCAGUGUUUGUUGCGAGUAAUGAUUGUGAGAAAAAUUACCACAUCACUCCUAUGGCUUGCAAUUUAUUUGGAGCUGUUUAUAAGUACUUGCAGAAUGAGAAGAAACAUUCCCCAUUUACCUCAAUGGCAUGCCAAAAAUUAAUGGACAAAGUUAAAGCCUAUGCUGAAAAGAACAAUAUUUCUUUAGAAGAAUUUAAUAUGAAGAAAAGAUUAGCUAAAGUUGUAACUAAAUCUUUACAUGGUGCAGGCAUCAUGGUACCUUAUGAUAAGAAAACUCAAUUAGGAUACAGACGCCUGGCAGAAACUGAUGCUAGUCUCAAGAAAAUGUUUGAAAAACUAGAAAAGGCUACAAGUAAAACAGAAAAAAUGGAAGUGCUGUCAGAAUUGCAGCCUGUAAUAACUAACAUUAAUAUUGCUCUGGAUGAAUCUGAUUUUGGUACUGGUAUUGAGGGUGGCAUAGCCCUGUUUUGCUCUGGUUUACAAGAAUUGGCUCAACCUGCUAUGAGUUGCUUGAUUUCUGCUUACUCUGUGCUAAAUAGGAAAGCAUUUGGAGACAUAAUAAAGGCCCAUAUUAAGUACCGCCGUAAGGGACCCAAUGUUUCGCUGCUACACAUGUCUGCCUCGUAAUAACAUCUAUCAGAUAUUUUGGAACUAAAAUCGUCAAGCAGACUAUGUAUAUUUGAAGCCAAAACUUAACUAAAACUUAAAAAAACAACUAUGUAUAUUUGACUCUUAUAAAUAAUAGGAUAAUUUUGUUUGUAAUAAUUUAACUUAUACAUUACUAUUUGCAUGCAUACUUGCUUCAGGUCAAAAUAUAAUUUCAUAGCCAGCUUUGGCGCAGUGGCUGGGCAACUAGCAGCUAUGCAAUGUGUCGCGGGUUCGAUUCCCGCUUGGAGCAACAAUUUGUGUGAUCCACACUUCGGUCUAGGUGGCUUGUGUAUGAGAAUUUGUUAAUGCAAAAUAAAAGGUAACUUUUUUAUAAAAAAAAACGUUUUUAGAGUAUUCAAACACCAAAUCAGUGCCUUUUUUGAUAGUAUAUAUCUUGCAUAUUUUAUUUAACUCUCUAUAUUAUAGCAGUUCUCUAUAUCUAUAACAUAAUAUUUAUUGUGUUGAAUAAUUUGAUACAGUCAUUAGCAGCAGUUGAAAACUAUAGUGUAAGUAGUAAAGUAAUUAAAUAUUGUAUUUGUUUUUAAAAAAUUUUUAAUAAUAUGAUGAACCAUUCGAUGUUAUGUUUUAAUUUUGACAUAAAUAAAUCAGGAUUUAAUUGUUAUAGUUUUAUUAAUAUUUAAAAAUCAAAUUUAGAAUAGAAGACUAAACACA